Messenger RNA from Chlorella variabilis, 879 nucleotides. RefSeq lists its product as hypothetical. Gene Ontology annotation, molecular function: histidine phosphotransfer kinase activity; phosphorelay sensor kinase activity. The transcript is spliced from 8 exons. The record is from RefSeq and is a predicted model, not a curated record. Gene Ontology annotation, cellular component: membrane. Gene Ontology annotation, biological process: signal transduction; protein autophosphorylation. The annotation marks the transcript as partial. Lineage: Eukaryota; Viridiplantae; Chlorophyta; Trebouxiophyceae; Chlorellales; Chlorellaceae.
AUGCCCGCCUCCAAGGCGCAGCCGCCCGCUGAGGCGGCCCCGAGCGCGCCACAGUGCAUGGAUGACACCGUGGAGGAGGCGAUGCCGGACAAGAGGCUGCACUUUAGCCGAGCCGCGACAUACGUCAGCAUCAGCGCCCUGUCCUAUGCCUUUUGGAUCCUGUACCUGUGCGGCCAUCCCGACUAUGCCGCCGCCCGCGACUUUUACGAGCAGGUGCCUCCCACGCUAUACAUGUGGCCCAUGGUGGCCUUUGCCACCGCCGUGCUGCUCAACCUGCUGGCGCUGGCCUUUGAGCGGCGCCCCGUCAAGCGCCAGCUCUGCUUCCUGGCCGUCUUCAUCUCGGGGGUGGCCUUCGUGUACGAGUUCCUGGCCUGGAAGCAGUCGGCGCCCAUCUACGUGACGGCCACCGGCAGGCCCAUCUCGCUGCUGAGGUACGUCAUGUGGGCCCACGCCACCCCCAUCAUGCUCUACGCCCUCAGCAUGAUCUCAGACUUUACGGCUACGCAGGUGUGGGCCGCGCUGACGAUUGCGGUGGACAUUGUGAUGAUUAUCUUCUUCUCCUCCACCCUCCUCCACUCCAACUUCAUGUCUAUUGAGCACCGCCGCAUGAUGGCCAUGCGCGUGGUGGAGGAGGCCAACAGGAUCCGCGUCAUCCACGAGCUGCGCCAGCUGGUGGAGCAGAAAGAGCAGUUCAUCGCGCUGAUGAGCCACGAGCUGCGCACCCCUCUCAACGGCAUCAUCGGGUUGUCUAAUGUGCUGCUCAUGGACGCGGACACCCAGACCCCUGACACCGCCAAGACGCUGACCACGAUCCGCAACAGUGGCGCCCGCCUGCUCAACCUCAUCAACGACAUCCUGGACGCCUCGGCGCUGAGGAAG